AUUCAAUUGACAUGUCUGCCACAGUACACGCUUGCAUCAAGGGCUUAGACAUAUAUGAUCCAUCAGUCGAAUUGAAGGACAUAUGACCAGACCCAAGAGCGCCAUCAAGAAAGCAGUACGGAAUUCGCUACGGGCCGAUUCGGUUUCUAGCUGGGUAUAAACAAAUGGAGACAUGUAUUACCCCGUUCCCAAAUGAUGGUGCUGGUGAUCAGUUGAAGCCAUUCCCUGAGAGGUUGUAUGCAGUACCUCCCAGGAUAGCUAGUGGAUCUGUUCCUGGAAUUUCUGUUGAUGCAUACUUGAAGGACAAUACUAUGUGGAAGAAGCAUGUAAAAGCUUAUAAAAGAAUCAAUAGCAUACUUGAUACUGGAAGAUACCGUAACAUUAUGGAUAUGAACGCUGGCUUAGGAGGUUUUGUUGCUGCAAUCUAUUCUUCCAAAUCGUGGGUUAUGAACGUCAUGCCGACUAUAGCUAAAAAGAAUACUUUGGGUGUUAUUUACGAGCGAGGACUUGUUGGUAUCUAUCAUGACUGGUGUGAGGGUUUCUCUACAUACCCGAGGACAUAUGACUUGAUUCAUGCUAACGGCGUCUUUAGUCUAUACAAGAAUAAAUGCAACUUGGAAGACAUACUUAUAGAGAUGGACCGAAUUCUGCAUCCUGAAGGAGCAGUAAUAAUUCGGGAUGAAGUAGACGUGCUCGUAAAGGUGAAAAAGAUAGUAGCCGGGAUGAGGUGGGACACGAGAAUGGUGGAUCACGAGGAUGGACCAUUGGUUCCCGAGAAGAUACUGGUUGCUGUUAAACAGUACUGGACUGUUGACGGAGGUAACCCCACAUCCAACCAAUAAUCAUAAACCAAAAACAAAAACAUGUGAAUCUCAAAAGUCAUACCGGUAACAGACAUUCUGAACUGAAAAUUCAUAUUUUCUGUUACUAAAUGUGUGUGUUUCUUAUCAUUGGUUGCUUCAGCCAAUGAUAUUCUUUCAACACCCUGAUUGAUGGCCUCCCGUGCUCGUCUCUUUUGACUUAUGGCUACCCUUAUUAGCAAUAGAUAAUUAUAGUGCUCAGCUGUUGGGAGAAAGAGAUUAAUUAGUAUCUGAAACAAACAUCGUCCAUGUGCUCUCUCGCAUCUCUUACAUGGUGAUAGUUGUCCGUAAUGAUGCUCAUGGACUCACUCCCUGACUCCUACAUGGUGAUUGUUGUCCGUAAGAGGACUGGUAUCACUCAAUUCAAGUGUCAAUUUAAACGAACAUCAUUCAAUUUAAAUGUAAAACGGCAACUGAAUUGGAAGGAGUACAAGGUCCAUGUUGAUGCAAGUAUGUAACCACUAAAAACGUGUAACCAGGGAUUUCCAAUCAUAGCAGACCAGUGCAGUAUAGUUUGAUCAACAACCAGACAAUGUUGAGAUCAUUCAGUCUUCAUUCACUUGAUUGAAGUUGGUUUGAUAUCAUACAUCAGCACAGCGCAGUCACAACUCAAAGGUUAAUUGACUUGGACGACAGUGGACUAGCUGUGAUGAAUAGAAGUUCAGGAGAUGAAUCAGGUCUUAAAAUCAGGUAUAUGAUGGAGGUCCCUCCUGCAUUUAGUUUGCGUGAUUCAGAUUAGUUUCUUUAUGCUUUUAGCUUCUGUAAUUAAAUUGAUAAUCAGGUAUAUGAUAGUAACGAGUUUUGUGUUCUUCGGUUUAUUGCAAUGUUAGAAUGUCAGAGGUGUAUCUUGUAGACUUGCAUUAUAUUUCAUUCUAAUGGUCCAAUGUUACAUAGUUUGGUGAUUAGAUAAUUGUAUUUUUCUUAUAAUACUUAAACUAAUAAAUUAAGGCAAUAUUAUCUUAGUUUCACUGUAUUACGUAUAAUUCUCUAUGAUUAGUGAGGUUAUUUAUUGAAUUAGCAUGCAGUGAUCUACUUAGAUGUGCACAUUCAGUCCAACCCUACAACAAAUUUUAGAAGUUCAAAAUGUGCAAAAUUCAGUUUUCACAAGUUGAACUAGCGCCUCAGGACAUUUUGGAUGGCUUUUUUUGCUCCUACCAAAUAUCUCAAUGCACAAAUGUAUUAAAUGGUUUUAUUGCUUCAUAACAUGCAUGGAAUACUGUAUGUAACUAUCUAGGAGGAUUUCCUCCCGCAUAUUACUCAUAUCUAAUUCUAUAUAACAGGGAAAAGAGUUUUUUUUUGGCACUUUAGCCUGCUGCUCACUGAUAGAUUUAAGUGACAAAUAUAAGCUGGUACAAUUCAUUUUCGCAUUAAGAAUCUAAUGGCACUUUAGCCUGCAUUGCACCAUGAGAAGGCCUGUUUGCAAUGUGAAUAUGGUUGAUAGACAUGUCAGAAAACAACUUAUUUGGCUCGAUCCCACCGGCCUCAGGUCAAGUAUUUGAGUCCUUGCUUGUGCUAGAUUUGUCAAAAAAUGAUCUUUCAGGGGAAAUCCCACCAAAAAUGAAACUUUCUCUAGCUUGAGGUACCUUAUCUUGUCAAGGAAUAACCUUCACUCUAGGAUACCCCCAGAGAUUGGGUUCCUUCAUAACUUAACAGUCUCAGAUAUGAGUGACAGGGCCUUAUAUGUGUUAAUUCCUGGGGAUUUGUGUGAUUCUUCAAGCAGCUUGUCUAUUCUUCAGUUGGAUGAUAAUUCCUUGGCAGGCCUAUUCCACAGGAAAUUGACAAUUUCUCAUCACUCUAUUUGUUACUCCUGUUUAUACAAUCGCUUCAAAUGCCAGUGUUGAGGGAGCUCUUAUUGUUGGAAAGCUAUUAGAGCAGGAUAAUCAAUAUCUUGGUUACGAUGCUGCUAAAGCUAUCAAACGGCUUACAUGCUCCUUUCGUUGAUGAAUGAGCAAAUACUGGUGUGUCAUCUUUGAUGACUACAACGGAUGUUGUAAUUGUCGAGGCACCCAGAGAUGAGAAGGAUGCGGCUCCUGCAGUGGGUGAGGUGGGCGGUAUUGAUUACUGAAUGGUUGACUAAAUACGCAAAGAAAACAUUUUCUUCACUGUUGUUAGAUUUUGUUCAUGCCCUUGUUAUGCUAGGAAGGAAAUUUUAUAAAACAUAGUGGGAGAAAAUAUUUUGUAGGUUUCCUGCUAAUGUAACCAAUAUUUUUUAUUGGGAUUGUGAUUGUAUCUCCAGUAAUUAUGGAAGAUUUGGCCAAAGUCGAUGUUGUAUUUAUCAUAGAAAUAUGCAGCGGGAUUUUUUUAUCAUAUAAAUAUGUAGGAGGUUUUUGACAUAUAAAUAUACAGCAGGCAUCAACUAUAGAA
Messenger RNA from Spinacia oleracea (spinach), 3224 nucleotides. RefSeq names its product probable methyltransferase PMT2. The record is from RefSeq and is a predicted model, not a curated record. NCBI's taxonomy places the organism in Eukaryota, Viridiplantae, Streptophyta, Magnoliopsida, Caryophyllales, Amaranthaceae. Gene Ontology annotation, cellular component: cytoplasm; endosome; trans-Golgi network. The coding region runs from base 165 to 842 and encodes 225 amino acids. The transcript has 7 exons. Gene Ontology annotation, molecular function: methyltransferase activity.